Molecule: messenger RNA, 3627 nt
Organism: Asparagus officinalis (garden asparagus)
Lineage: Eukaryota; Viridiplantae; Streptophyta; Magnoliopsida; Asparagales; Asparagaceae
Product: receptor-like serine/threonine-protein kinase ALE2
Exons: 12
Coding region: 511-3033 (840 amino acids)
Biological process (GO): protein phosphorylation
Molecular function (GO): protein kinase activity; ATP binding
Source: RefSeq, a predicted model, not a curated record
AUCCAAACAAAGAAUCUAAACAUUAGGGGAAAAAAGCGCCAGUCCACACAACUGAAGUAAAUGCUUCAAUGACCUCUCAAGUCACUUUUAUGACCUCCCACAUGUUUUUCUUCUAAUUUCAAAUGCACAUUGCUAUGCUUUCUGCUGAAGUGAUGCCUCUCUCAAACGAGUAAGAUGACAGGAGGUGAGAUAUACCCAUUUCCCAAAAUCAAAUCUUUCGUAAGAAUCUGCAUUGUGUUCUUCUUUGUUGUUUCCUUCCAUUAAUUUGACAUGGGUUUUGUUCAGUGUUGUCUCCUUUGACAAUGAGCUUCCAUUAUUGCUUGUGGGUCCUUUUGAUUUUAAUCCCAUGACUUCUCUUUACUCUGAGAUGCAUUUGGGAUGUUAGAAUUCUUUGGGGGAUUUUGAUCUCUGAGUUGGGCUUUUUGAGGGGGAAGCAGCAGAGGAUGAGAGGGCUGCAGAUAAUCUCUCUCUCAUGGGUUCUCUUCAUUGCAUUUGGUGUUUUAGGCAUCCAUGGAUCCAGAGAGUGUUGAAAUUCAGUUCGGCAGCAUAUGCUUAAUUCCAGUGCUUGGGCUUGAUAGAGAUGAAUGUGGAACAAGACAUUCUAUCAGAGCAUCAAUUAGUUCUCCCGCUGACUACAUAAAUAGGUCCGGGAGGUUUGUUGCUCUACCACCAAGUGAACUAUCAAGCCAUGUAUACCCUACGGAUCGUUCACAUUUAAAAGGACCUAUUUCAGUGCAAAGUCCUGCACAUCAUUCCCAUGCUGCUUCCACUUCACGUCCCCUACCUCCGGUAGAAAGGAUAUUUCACAGCCCUGCAUUAGCUCCUGCUUUUGUACUCUCUCCUUCUUACCUCCCAGCUCCUUCACAUCCUCUACAAGUAAUUCAGAGAAAGGGGAGAAGGCACCGUGCUUCUCCUCCUUUCAUUCAUGGCUCUUCUCGCUCUCCUAUCAAUGCUCCGUAUCCUUCAGCUAAUAACGAAAGGGCCCCGGCACCUUCAUCAACAUCAACAGCUUUUCAUAUGCAUGCACCCAUUAAUCCGCCUGUGGUUUCUCCUUCUGGAUCUUUCUCAAAGAAUCAACCAGCGCCAUGGCCACAACCUGUUAAAUCAUUGCCACCUCCGCCUCCUAAUCUCGAUUGCAGCUCUACUUUUUGCACAGAGCCUUUAACAAAUACGCCCCCAGGGACUCCAUGUUCCUGUGUUUUGCCCAUGAAAGUUGGACUUCGAGUAAGUGUAGCAUUAUAUGCAUUCUUCCCUUUAGUCUCGGAGCUCGCCCAGGAAAUUGCAUCUGGAGUUUUGAUGGAACAAAGUCAGGUUCGAAUUAUGGGAGCAAAUGCUGCCAGUGGUGAGCCUGAGAAGACCAUUGUAUUGAUUAAUCUAGUGCCUCGUGGAGAAAAGUUUGAUAACAACACAGCAUUUUCAGCCUACAAGAAGUUCUGGCACAAACAAUUCUCCAUAAAAACAUCAUAUUUUGGGAAUUAUGAUGUACUGUAUGUUCUCUAUCCAGGUUUACCUCCAUCUCCACCUGCAGCCCCGACACGAGCAUUUGGUUAUGGAAACAACCCAGUGAUAAUACAUCCGUUUGCAGUUGAUGUGAAUAAACCAAAAGAAAAACAUAGCAGUAGCUUAGCUGCUGUUAUCGUUGUUUCAUGUAUAAUGACCCUACUCCUCUGUGUCGGAAUUGCUCUGGCUUUGUUUCUUAGAAAUAGUUAUUACAAACAUCAGACCAAGCCAGUUCUUCUUACUUCACUGCCAACCUUUAUGAAAUCAUCAGGGGCUGGAUUCUCUAGAUUUGGAAGCAGGCUCAGCUCAGGAUCAGUUUCGAUGAGUUCGAGUAUUGCAACUCAUAUAGGCUCAGUGAAAACAUUCAGUUUAUCAGAAAUAGAAAAUGCUACAAAUAAUUUCAACGAUUCUAGAAUAAUUGGAGAAGGGGGCUUUGGGCUUGUGUAUGAAGGUACUCUCAAAGAUGGAACUCAAGUGGCAGUAAAGGUUCUUAAGAGAGAUGAUCAACAGGGUAUAAGAGAAUUCAUGGCAGAGGUUGAGAUGCUUAGUCGCUUGCAUCACAGAAACCUAGUCAAGCUGCUUGGUAUAUGCACAGAGGAAUACCUCCGCUGUUUAGUUUAUGAACUCAUUCCCAAUGGCAGUGUAGAGUCUCAUUUGUAUGGAGGAGACAAGGAAAUCACCCCACUCGAUUGGAAUUCUCGAAUGAAGAUUGCACUUGGUGCAGCUCGCUGUCUAGCCUAUCUUCAUGAAGAUUCAGACCCUCAUGUAAUACAUCGAGAUUUCAAAUCUAGCAAUAUCUUGCUGGAGUACGAUUUUACACCCAAAGUUUGUGAUUUUGGCCUGGCAAGGGCAGCAUUGGGUGAACAAAACGAGCACAUUUCAACACGUGUUAUGGGAACUUUUGGUUAUGUGGCACCUGAGUAUGCUAUGACGGGGCAUCUCCUUGUAAAAAGCGAUGUUUACAGCUAUGGAGUUGUCCUUCUUGAGCUUCUCACGGGUAGAAAGCCAGUGGACAUGCUGAGAUCUCCCGGGCAAGAAAAUUUAGUUACAUGGGCUCGUCCUCUUCUCACAAGCAAAGAAGGGUUAGAAGCUAUUGUAGACCCAUCGCUCGGCAAUAACUUCUCAUUUGACAGUUUGGCGAAAGUUGCAGCCAUUGCCUCAAUGUGUGUCCAGCCUGAAGUCUCUCAGCGGCCAUUUAUGGGUGAAGUGGUCCAAGCCUUGAAGUUAGUGUGCAAUGAGAACUCGGGCAGUUGCAGUCAACAGGAGUUAAAUGUUUCAGAUAGAGAAAUAAGGAUCAGUAGAGAUUUAGGUCUUGAAGAAGAAACAGUGAUAUCAGUAUCCGACAUGUUUAGUAUAUCGGAAAGAUAUAAUAGGGAUGAUUCAAGUUCUGUUCGCAUGUAUUCGAGCUCUGGUCCUUUGAGAACAGGCAGAAGUAGGCAGGUAUGUCAAGGCGUAAAAGGUUUGUCUAGUGGAAGCAUGAGUGAGCAUGGGACUGGAAGCAAAGGAUUGGGUUGCAGUCAAGAAUGGCUAUAAAAGAUGGACUCCAGAGUUAAAUCACCAGAUUGCGGGUAGACUACCUGUAGUUCUAUUGUUGGUUGCAGAUAGACCCCUGAGUUAAAAUUUUGUGGCUCGUUUACCCCUCAGGAGGUCUUUCAGAAAAAAGAAUUUCUCUUUCUCUGACGGUAAAUCGUCAAAAAGCACUCAGGGGUUCUAUCUGCGACGAUAAAACUACAGGGGGGGUCUAUCCACAGUUAGGCGAAAGGAUCGAGUUAAACAUUAAAUCUAUAGAUAAAAUAUCAGUCAUGGGGAAUAAGUGUUUCUUAGGCAAUAAAGAGGUGAUUUAUAGAGGGAUGAGAGUUGGUCCUUCAUCAGUUAAUAUUGGAUGUGUGAUUCUUUUGGAUUUCAAUAAACCUGCCUACUUAAGUAGCAGUUGGUAUGUUUGAAAAUACGAGUUUUGAACUGGGGGUGACCAGCUUUUGUAAUUGGAAUAAAUAAAAGUUUCUAGAGCUUGAAAUCUUCGUGAAUCCUUGUAAAUAUACAGAGUUCCUGACUAGGAGAGGUAACAUUUAUCUCCACUGUUAUUCAUUGUAUCUUUAUUACUUGCGUGUUCUUUAAUCUGUAUUAAUU